AUGACCGACCUGAUCGAGUGUCAUCCACCUUCAAGAUACCAUCAAACUAUCCACCACCGCGUCCUCUGUCUUUCUCUAUUUAAACUAUCACUACAUGUCAUCGUAACUAAUAAUCUGUUUGUUCAAGAUGGUGGAUCCUAUCCACCUCAUUUUCUUUUUCUUUUUCUCCUUAUCUUUCACACUCCGCUUGCAACGGCACAGCAGCAGGAGUACCCAUUGCCUAAGGUAAGAGGUGACAAGACCAUGGUCAUUGUCCUCCUCGUCCUCGUGGCCGUCUUCUUUGCCCUAGGCCUCCUCUCCAUCUACAUUCGCCAAUGCUCCGAACGUCGGCACCGUGACCAGCUCCACCCUGCUAUCCUCUCUGCCACCUACGGUGGAGGCAACAGUGGGGGGCAGCAUCAUGGCCUUGACAUUGCGGUGGUGGACUCAUUUCCAACCUUCAUCUACUCCAACGUGAAGAGUCACAAGAUCGGGCAGGGGGCGCUAGAAUGCGCCGUGUGCCUCUGCGAGUUUCAAGAUGAAGAAACGCUGCGUUUGAUCCCACAAUGCUGCCACGUGUUCCACUCCGACUGCAUCGAUGUCUGGUUCUCCUCCCACUCAACAUGUCCAGUCUGCCGUGCAAACCUCACGCCAAAACCACCUGACACGUCAUCACCACAAUCCCUCGUUGUAAACAUUUCGGAUCAACCUGAUACGAAUCCAGUUAACAGUGAGCCAAAUAUCAUUUCCCUGAUCAAUGAUGGCGACCAGAACAAUGCAAUAAUAACAGAGCCGAAGUCUCAUCAGGAGAUGAGAACUAUUUUUAAUUUUGAUGAAGAGAAUGGUUCGGUUCGGUCAUUUUAUCGUUUUAACUCGGCCGGUCAUUUUACGGUUCGACCGGUGGAGAAUUUUGAGCGGUUCACAUUGAGGCUACCGGAAGAUAUGAGAGAUCGGCUCGUGAAUGUUAGUUCAGUUAACCGAACGGUUAGUUGCAGGGUAACAUUUCAAAGGGAGAGAAGCCAGAAGGAGGGUUAUAGGACAAGGAGUGCAAGAAGCACAGAGCCACCUUUUAUUGGCAUGACCAGAUUUGAAAGGUUAGAGAAGGGUGAGAGCAUUAAAGGAAAUGAGGUUGAAGUAGAUGGGGGAGAACGGUCUUUUGAUCUUCUAUUUCCCAAGGGCUCAAGGGAUGAGAAUUAG
This is a messenger RNA of Arachis stenosperma, 1176 nucleotides long. RefSeq names its product RING-H2 finger protein ATL38-like. The transcript has a single exon. NCBI's taxonomy places the organism in Eukaryota, Viridiplantae, Streptophyta, Magnoliopsida, Fabales, Fabaceae. Bases 1 to 1176 code for a protein of 391 amino acids. The record is from RefSeq and is a predicted model, not a curated record.